This is a messenger RNA of Torulaspora delbrueckii, 2619 nucleotides long. RefSeq names its product ATP-binding cassette long-chain fatty acid transporter PXA1 (gene PXA1). Gene Ontology annotation, molecular function: ATP binding; ABC-type transporter activity; long-chain fatty acid transmembrane transporter activity. The coding region runs from base 1 to 2619 and encodes 872 amino acids. The transcript has a single exon. The record is from RefSeq and is a predicted model, not a curated record. Gene Ontology annotation, cellular component: peroxisomal membrane. Lineage: Eukaryota; Fungi; Ascomycota; Saccharomycetes; Saccharomycetales; Saccharomycetaceae. Gene Ontology annotation, biological process: long-chain fatty acid import into peroxisome; peroxisome organization; very long-chain fatty acid catabolic process.
AUGGUAAAGAGUGUUACAACAGUGCGCACGGGAGCGCGAACUGUUACGACGGCUCGAGACCGGCUGUUGAACAUGGUAGUGAAUGGACAUUGGCACUGUAUUGGGUUAAACGUGGAGGGAACUACACUGAGAACAUAUAUGAGACUGCUGUUAAAACAUUUAAUACAACUCUCGAGACCUUCAGAAGCCAGUCCGGGGUAUAGGGUACGAGCGCGUGCUUUGUUACUUUCGUUGGGGCUUUCUUCCUUGAUGGUAGUGACUAGCGGUGGAUAUGGAGCUUACCUCAUAUUCAGCAAGAUAUAUUCGUUGUACAGGAAGUCCCAGGAUAAGCCCUAUGGCAGAUCGUUGGUACGUACGAAAUCGCAGACUGAUUUGAGAAAUGGUGCCAGGAUAAUGUAUAUUCCAGAGGACGUAUUUCAAGAUCGAAAAGAAGGUGAAGUACAGGAUGUUGAGGCGAGAAAGAAGAUAUAUAUACCGCGCAGGGAUGAUGAUGUUUAUGAGCAUGAUCAGUAUCUGUUCAAGAAUGUGGAACAGGGUCGUGCAAAGAAUUCUCAACUUUUUUACUCUAGAUUUAUGAAUCAGAUGAACGUACUGUCGAAGAUACUGAUUCCAUCGCUGAUGGAUAAGAAUGCUAUGCUUCUCGGACUGCAGAUUUUCUUCUUGGUUAUGAGAACUUGGCUAUCCCUAUUCGUCGCAAGGCUGGAUGGCCAAAUCGUGAGGGAUAUUAUCGCUGGUAGGGGCAGAAGAUUUUUACUUGAUUUGGCAUGCUGGUUCCUGAUCGCCCUUCCAGCAUCAUACACCAAUAGCGCUAUCAAACUACUACAAAGAAAAUUGAGUUUAAAUUUUAGAGUUUAUUUGACCCGUUACAUUCAUGACAUUUACUUGGAUAAGAGACUGGCGUUCUAUAAGUUGAUCUUUGAUGACAGGGCUUCGAGUUCGGUUAUUAAAAAUAUUGAUAACUCGAUCUCUAAUGAUGUUGCAAGAUUUUGCGACGCCACUUGUUCAGUGUUUGCCAAUAUCGCAAAACCAGUUAUCGAUCUGUGCUUCUUUUCGGUUUACCUGCGUGACAAUUUGGGGACUCUGGGUGUUGCAGGUAUAUUUGUGAACUAUUUUAUUACUGGAUACCUACUCAAGAAAUUCACACCACCAUUGGGUAAGUUGGCCAGCAGUAGAUCUACUGCUGAUGGUAAUUACUAUAAUUACCAUGUUAACAUGAUAAACAAUAAUGAAGAAAUUGCAUUUUAUCAGGGUACAGAAGUGGAGAAGGCAAAGGUCAUGGAACUAUACGACAUAUUGAUGGAUAAGAUUUUGGCAGUUGACAAAAGCAAGUUUAAUUACAACAUGCUUGAGGAUUACAUUUUAAAAUAUACAUGGUCCGGUCUAGGUUAUGUCUUCGCCUCCAUACCAAUAGUAGUCACAACGUUGUCCACGGGUGUUAACAUCGAGGACGCAAAUAUGAAGGAAUUUAUCGUUAACAAGAGAUUGAUGUUGUCAUUGGCAGAUGCAGGCUCAAGAUUGAUGCAAUCAAUCAAGGAUAUAUCCCAAUUGACUGGUUACACGAACAGAAUUUUUACUUUACUCUGCUCCCUGCACAAGGUUCAUUCGAGUAAAUUCAGUUAUGGUGCAACGGGGCCCCCACCGACUUUAACCACUGACGUUUCGGCUAGGAAAGAUGCAAGUCAAAUUGACGUUAAGAGGGAAAUCGUUCAAGGUACGGUCCAACGUAAUUUCAAUGGUGUAAGAUUUGAGAAUAUUGAUGUGAUCAUACCGUCUGUGAGAGCUGGUGAAGGAAUCAAGCUGAUCAAGAAAUUGACAUUCCAAGUACCACCUCAAAUUGAACCAACAUCCUCUGCCGCUAAUUCUGUGCAAGAUUUAAAGAAAAUGUUCGAUGUAAGUUUGCCUUUCUUUGAAGGUCCGGGUGCUAGCUUGCUGAUCCUUGGGCCCAACAGUUGUGGUAAGAGUUCGAUUCAAAGAAUCAUCGCCGAAAUUUGGCCUGUGUACAACAAGAAUGGACUAUUAUCAAUACCAUCUGAGGGAAACCUCUUUUGUGUUCCUCAAAAGCCCUAUUUUACUAGGGGCGGGACUUUGAGGGAUCAAAUCAUUUAUCCAAUGUCAUCAGACGAGUUCUUUGACAGAGGAUUCAAAGACAAGCAUUUAGUUCAGAUUUUGGGCGAAGUGCGACUAGAAUAUCUCUUGAAGAGAAAGAAAGGCUGGACCUAUCUAGACGCUGUGGCCGACUGGAAGGAUGUACUUAGUGGUGGUGAAAAGCAAAGAAUGAAUUUUGCCCGUAUCAUGUUCCAUAAACCAAGAUUCGUUGUUCUAGAUGAGGGAACGAAUGCAAUUAGUGCCGAUAUGGAGGAUUAUUUAUUCAAUUUGUUGAAAAGGUACAGAUUCAAUUUCAUCAGUAUCUCUCAACGACCAUCUUUGAUCAAAUAUCACGAUCUAUUGCUGGAGAUUACAGAUACCACGGCUGGUUCGUGGCAAUUGCAAGCUUUGGGUACUGCAGAGGCAAUCACUUCAAUAGAUCAUGAAAUUGAUGAACUGUCAAAAAAAAUGGCCAAUGUAGCUAAAUGGGAGUUAGAACGAGAAGAGUUGCAAGGAAAGUUGGCGAUAAUAUAA